GUGUUAUACUAUUUUGAUGCGUGUAUUCUUGAAAUGUUAUAAUUAUUAUGGUCAACGUCGCGUAUAACUUUCUGACAUUUCACGACCGAUUACUGCGGUGACUUUCGAGUUAGUUCUUAAAUAAUAACCUAGAUGUUAGAAGAACAAAAAAUACAAAGCGAUAUUAAUAUGAUUGAAUACAGAGUUUGAAGCUAUGGGUUGACUUUAAUGUGCUUAAAAACAUUUUGAGGAAAAUUUACCACAUUAGUAUCCAUCAAUCCGCAAUGGAAUGCAUCGCAGCGAGGUGGAAUAAAUUCUCACUUCUUUUUUUUUUCUUCACACCAAAAAGAAAGAAGACCCAGCAGUGGGACAUUGACUUCACUCACAUUUAUCCAUAACAUUAAUGACAAUGCUGAAAAUGUACUAUAAACAAUAACGAAGGCACUCUUAUAAUAAAUUAGCACUCUUGAAUUUCUCAAAGCGAGUAAAAUAAUCACUACACACUGCAACUAUAUUAAUAAUCUAGUAUUGUCUAAGUUAUGCGUCUUCUCAAAUAUUCCUCGCAUCUUAAUCACAGUAUUACGAAGUGGUUAUGUGGUAUUAAGGUUGCUAUUGUAUAGAGUGACAAGAUUAGAAGUAAUAUUGCGUUGCAUCUAUUUACUUAUUUUCGUUUUCUAGUGUAUAUUUAUCUUAACUGCUUCUCUUUAAUGUAUUGCAAAUUCGACAUAAAGUUUUUUUUUUUUAAAUAAUUCCUUACGAUUUCUUAAGGUUUUUAAAAAAAAGUAUUGCAUACUGCAGAUUUCGAUCGCCUGACGUGAAAUUUAGUGCAUAGAUAUUUUUAGGCAGAAAGAUUCGAACUCGGGUACAUUAUCGUGUUUAUCAAUGUCAUAUGGUACACUAAAUGUAAUUUAAAAACGAUUAAUUAUCAGCAACGUGUGUUGACUCAUUUUCAAUUAUUGAAAUUUAUUUAUUUAUGUAUUAUAAUAUUAUGAAUUUAUUCCUAAGUUGAUUAUUUUGCGCGAAUGUUAUUUAAAACGCACAUCAUGCUCGUAUAUAUUUCCUCGCUACUGAACACUAAUAUAACGUCUCCGGUAUUACAUCGCUUGAAAGUAAAAGUGGGUGGAACUGUACGAGUUACCACGAUAAGCGCAGUUACUGCCGCGACCUGUUUGGUGCGCUCUUGCGGGUCAAGCAAUAUAAUAUAGUUUUUAAGAAAAUUCCCUUUAGUGCUGUGUUACUAAAAAUGAUUAUUCUGUAUUUAAUCAUUGUUAUAGUAAUGCUAGCUAUGGUUGUUGGCUUGUAUCAGAAAAACACAAAUAUAAUAUGCAAAUCUAAAAAGAGACUUGAUGGAAAAACGGCUAUAGUUACUGGAGGAACGUCAGGAAUGGGUCUCCGUAUUGCCACGGAUUUCGCUGAUAGAGGAGCUCGAGUGAUCGUAGCUUGUCCAUUUGUCGAUGAAGGUACUCGUGGGAGGAAAUUCAUCGUCGACAAAACUGGCAACGAAGAAGUUAUUUUUAAACUCCUUGAUCUAUCAUCUACUGCAUCGAUACGUAAAUUUGCGGAUGAUGUCAUCAAAACUGAAAAAAGACUGGACAUUUUAAUUAACAAUGCAGGUGUUGGUAACGUCGAAGAUUUUACUACAAAAGAUGGGCUGAAUUUCACAAUGCAAGUGAAUUAUUUUGGACAAUUCUUAUUAACGUUAUUACUGCUGCCUUUAUUGAGAAAGACGGGAAACACCUUGGAACCUUCUAGAAUUGUGAAUACAGCGUCAAUUUUGCACAAUAUAGGAAGCGUUAAUUUUGAUAAAAUAAAUUGUCCCAAUUAUUGGUAUCCAAUACGAUUGUAUGCAAAUAGCAAACUAUGUUUGAUAUUAUUUACUCGAGAGUUAGCAAAGAGGUUGAAAGAUAUAAAAGAAUUUAAUGUUAAAGUUAACUCCGUGGAUCCAGGUGCUGUUGGUACUACUAUUUUUAACACGGCAGGAAAGUACUACGGUGGUUUUAUAACAUUUUUAUUCUCGGUUCUAUUCAAAACUCCUUGGGAGGGUGCGCAAACCGCUAUCCAUGUGGCCUUGGAUAAGAAGGCUGGGCUCAUGAGUGGGGAGUUUUUUAAGAAUUGCAAAUUAUCUCGAGCCAAACAGACUGCGUAUGAUGAUCAAUUGGCUUGUAAACUUUGGGAAGAAUCUCAAAAACUUAUUGGUUUAUGUAAAGAUGAAUAUGAACAAUGUUUUCAAGUCUUAAAAUAAUUGGUCCAGGUCACUUUCGAACAAAAAUAAAUCAUAUGCCGUCGUUAUGAACGUAUCGAUUUGUAUGAUUUCUUUGUUUUAAAGGAAAUUAUUUUAAAGGUAAUGGUGAUAAUAUAGUUUAUGCAUUAUCUUUAAAUAUACGUUAAAAAAUAUAAAUAGAACAGUAACUGUUUAUUGAAGCGAUCAUUGACAUAAUACGAGCUAUGAAUGAAGAUUAAAAAUUUUAUACUCUCAGGAUCUUUUUUUUUUCAUUGUAGCCGUGAAAUAAAUUUAGACCUCCAUACUUGUAUUUUUUAAUUUAUUUUUUAAAAACCAAAGAUUAAAAUCAUAUUCACGGUUAUUAUUCUAAUCGAAUUUAAGUUUUUUUUAGGCUUAGAUAAGUAUUAAUUUAUAUAAAUUGCCAUUUAUACAACCAAUUAUAAAGCCAUUAAAAUUAUUCACCAUUAAUUGAAUAUUUUGUAAUGUGAUAUGCGUGUAAGUAAGUACAUGAAUAAAUGCGACAUUAAAACAAAAAAUAUUAAUUAACACAACACCUUGUUUUAUU
This is a messenger RNA of Nymphalis io (European peacock), 2765 nucleotides long. RefSeq names its product retinol dehydrogenase 11-like. Lineage: Eukaryota; Metazoa; Arthropoda; Insecta; Lepidoptera; Nymphalidae. The record is from RefSeq and is a predicted model, not a curated record. The coding region runs from base 1223 to 2221 and encodes 332 amino acids. The transcript has a single exon.